GGCCGGAUUUCAACUCAGGUCCUCCUGAAUCCAAGGUCGUGUUCUGCUUCCAGAUCAGCCUGACCUUCUACAGGCCUGUCUAGUGCCCUCCGGAAGAGUCCUCAAUUUCUUGGGAGCCGCCACGGAUAAGGGAGAACUGUAGGGCAGCUUUGGGAUUUUUCUUUCCUUUCUUACUAGCGAGCAAUUUACUUUUCAAAUUCCUAAAGGGUCUCUGAAUAAUUAGGUGGUCCCUUUUACUAGGGUAUAUGCACCGGGAUGGGGUGGGGGGCAGGAAGCUCUUCCGUAAACUUAGCACCUUGGUUUUAGUUCUUUUUAAUCUGGAGGAGGAGAGUGGCUUAGUUCCAGGAUGGUGGGAGGGAAGAGGAGGAGGUUGCAGUUGCUCCCGAAAUCUGUUGCGGUGGGAGGAAAGGGACAAGGAAGCUCUUCUCCGCUUUCUUCCUUCCCUUCCUUUUCCUCCCCGCCUUCUCCCGUCCUCGCCCCUCCCUGAAAGGGCAAUCUCUUCUCCGUGCAUUUCUGGGCUCUCCUCCCAUCGUCUCUGCCUUCAUCACAGGUUCUGGCUGCAGCCGAAGAAGGAGUUUUUGUUGCCACCCACACCCGUCAACACCCCCAACCUCCACCUCCACCUCCACCCCUAUCACCCAUCUUUUCUCCUCUUCCUUUCUCUUUAUCAUCAUCAUCAUCACCAUCAUCGUGUUCGUUCUCUCUCUCUCUCUCUCUCUCUCUCUCUCUCUCUCUCUCUCUCUCUCUCUCUCUCUCUCUCUCACCCUAGUAGAGCAAAUCCCUGUUUAAAUCUGACCCCUCCCUCUUUUUUUUCCCUUUGCCACUCUCUAUGGGGGAAUGAUGUACACAUCGGAGAGUCCAAUUUGUUCAAAGGUCUGACGGAUUUAUGCAUUUUAUUUUUAAGGAACUGCCCUCCUCGAUUUAAAAAAAUAAUAACAUUAAGGAACAAAGGGAGAGGCAGACGUUUAUUUAUUUUUAUUCUAAGAAGGUGUUUUUUGUGGGUGGUGGGUUUUUUUAGGGGGGGGGGUUGUUUGGUUUUUGUUUGGUUUGUUUGUUUUUAAGAGGAAGAUGAACUGAAAAGACCCGCACCAUGGAGUCUCCAGUCUUAGUGACCACGUUCUGUUUAAUCUUCUGUCUCCGAGCAGUUUGGGGAAUUGGAGUAGACCCCUCCUUGAAAAUCGACUUCUUGACCGAUUUAGACCUGGGAGAGUCCACAGCAGGAGUGCUCCAGGUCCCUGGGCUGCAUAAUGGAAGUAAAGCCUUUCUUUUUCAAGAUACUUCAAGGAGUGUAAAAGCAUCCAUUGCUACUGCUGAACAAUUUUUUCAGAAGUUACAAAAUAAGCAUGAGUUCACAGUUCUGGUGACCUUAAAACAAAUUCAAUUAAAUUCAGGUGUUAUACUAUCUAUUCAUCACUUAGAUAAAAGAUACCUGGAACUGGAAAGCAGUGGUCAUCGAAAUGAAAUCAGGUUGCAUUACCAUUCAGGCAGUAAGCAAACUCAGACAGAAGUGUUUCCUUACAAUUUGGCUGAUGAUCAGUGGCACAGACUCUCCUUAGCCAUUAGUGCGUCACAUUUGAUUUUACAUGUGGAUUGUAAUAAAAUUUAUGAAAGAGUGGUAGAAAAACCAUGCAUGGAUUUGCCCUUAGGGACAACAUUUUGGCUAGGACAAAGGAAUAAUGCACAUGGUUACUUUAAGGGAAUAAUGCAAGAUGUGCAAUUACUUGUUAUGCCCCAGGGAUUUAUUACUCAGUGUCCAGAUCUUAAUCGCACAUGUCCAACUUGUAAUGACUUCCAUGGGCUUGUGCAGAAAAUAAUGGAGCUGCAAGAUAUUUUGGCCAAAACAUCAGCUAAGCUAUCCCAUGCUGAGCAGCGGAUGAAUAAAUUGGAUCACUGUUAUUGUGAAAAGACCUGCACUAUGAAGGGUACUACCUACCAAGAAUCUGAAACCUGGAUAGAUGGCUGUAAGAACUGCACAUGCAUGAAUGGCACCAUCCAGUGUGAAGCACUGGCCUGUUCAUUUCCUGAUUGUCCAUCUAAGUCGGCUCUUGCAUAUGUGGAUGGCAAAUGCUGUAAGGAAUGCAAAUCCAUAUGCCAUUUUCAAGGAAGAACCUAUUUUGAAGGAGAGAAAAAAACAAUAUAUUCCUCUUCUGGAGUUUGUGUUCUCUAUGAGUGCAAGGACAAAACAAUGAAGUUUGUUGAGAAUUCAGCCUGCCAGCCCUUGAAUUGUCCAGAUUCCCAUCAUAUUACUUUACCUCAUAGCUGCUGCAAAGUUUGCAAAGGUCAUGAUUUUUGUUCUGUGAGACACAACUGCGUGGAGAAUUCAGUCUGCCAGAAUCUAAAUGACAGAGCAGUAUGUAUUUGUCAAGAUGGUUUUCGGGCCCUUCGAGAGGACAAUGCUUACUGUGAAGACAUUGAUGAAUGUGCUGAAGGACACCAUUAUUGCCAGGAGAACACCAUGUGUGUCAACACACCAGGUUCCUUCAUGUGCAUCUGCAAAGCAGGAUACCUAAGAAUUGAUGACUAUUCAUGUACAGAGCAUGAUGAAUGUAUCACAAAUCAACACAACUGUGACAAAAAUGCAGUAUGCUUCAACACUGUUGGAGGGCACAAUUGUGUAUGUAACCCUGGCUAUACAGGAAAUGGAACCACAUGUAAAGCAUUUUGCAAAAAUGGCUGUAGGAAUGGAGGAACCUGUAUUGCUUCCAAUGUAUGUGCCUGUCCACCAGGUUUCACAGGACCUAGCUGUGAAACAGACAUUGAUGAAUGCUCAGAUGGCUUUGUACAAUGUGACAACCGUGCUAACUGCAUUAACCUGCCUGGUUGGUAUCACUGUGAGUGCAGAGAUGGCUACCAUGACAAUGGGAUGUUUUCAUCAAAUGGAGAGUCAUGUGAAGAUAUUGAUGAAUGUAGUACUGGGCGACACAGCUGUGCCAAUGAUACCAUUUGCCUUAACCUGGAUGGCAGUUAUGAUUGCCGGUGUCCUCAUGGAAAAAACUGCACAGGGGAUUGUAUCCACAAUGAAAAAGUUAAACACAAUGGACAGAUUUGGGUGUUAGAAAAUGACCGAUGUUCUGUGUGCUCAUGUCAGAAUGGAUUUGUCAUGUGUCGUCGAAUGGUCUGUGACUGUGAAAAUCCCACUGUUGAUCUCUUUUGCUGCCCAGAAUGUGACCUCAGGGUUACCAGUCAAUGUCUCCAUCAGAAUGGGGAAAUUUUAUACAAUAGUGGAGACACUUGGGUGCAGAAUUGCCAACAGUGCCGAUGUUUGCAAGGGGAAGUUGAUUGCUGGCCUCUGCCUUGCCCCGAGUUAGAGUGUGAAUUCAGCAUGCUCCCAGAGAAUGAAUGCUGUCCGCUCUGUGUCACUGACCCUUGCCAGGCUGACACCAUACGCAAUAACAUUAUGAAGACUUGCUUGGAUGAAAUGCAUGUGGUUCGUUUCACUGGAUCUUCUUGGAUUAAAUAUGGUACUGAGUGCACCCUCUGCCAAUGCAAGAAUGGUCAUGUCUGUUGUACAGUGGAUCUACAGUGCCUUCAAGAACUAUGAAGUUAACAUCUUUCUCUGACAAGACUUUCUGGUUAAAGACUUUUACUUUACUAAAAAAAGUCCAAAAACUCAUAGUUAAAACCAAAAUUGGACCAGUUGCAUGUGGUCAACAUGCAGAUCUAUUUUGAGCUUUUAAUUAUAGAAUUUAUCUAGCCUGGGGAAACCACAGAAGGAACAAUCAGUAAAUUAAGUCACAAUGCACUUCUGGCUAUUUUGUUUCUUACCUGAUUAUAUGGGAAUGAGUAUGGAAUACAUGGUGAUGUCAAAACCACUGGAAACAGGCACUGAUUCUGUUUGAUAUUUGCAGGCAACUUUCUUCAUUUGAUGCAGAUUAUAGUUUAUGUUAUCUUUGCAUAUUGCUUGGGGUUCUCACUGUAACUUUUUUAGUCAAUGAAUGGAAAACAUUUUUAUAAGCUAGAUAAAGAACCUAUGAUGUUUAAUGUACUCAGAACAAAAACCUGAAACAAGAUAUAGAAAAAAUAUAUAGGCAUGGAUGCUUAAUGUUUUCUGAUGGGAACAUCAUCUCUAUUUCCUUUUUUGUGUGUGUGCACUUAAUAGUACUUAAUUAAAUUCUUGUGCAAAAUUCAAAUAAAUUUCUCUUACAUUCUGAUAUUUGUGACUUUUUCAGUCCUCCUUCCCUUUAAAAGUGAUUAUAGCCUUUCUUCUAAUUUCAUUCAUACUUUUCUCACAAAUAGAUCAAUCCUCAUUUGUGUUUUCCCAUCAGGCUCCUUGGGGUAUUUUUCCCUUGAAAGGAGACCAUGUUAAAAAAAAAAAAAAAAAAAGGAGACCAUGUAACAAAUGAUGGGAAAUGGCAGGAGUUUUAUGUCAUAUGUCAGUUAAAAUCCCUAGAGAAUGUCUUCAGGACUUGUCUCUUCUAGUUUUAAAACUGUAUGAUCCCACUUAUCUAAGGUGAUAAGAGAAAGCCAUAAUUCGUUACAAAAAACAAGCCUUGCAGGAAUGAUACAACUCUUGACUUGGUCCCCUAGUAACUGCUGAAGAACCUUUCCCUCAAAGUGAAAGUCCAACCUUCAACUUUUCUCCUUUGGACUUGUCUCCUAUUAUAAAGACUUUUUUAUCCUUCGACUUCCAGCAAGUUAGGAAGGAGGGAAUUUCUCUGCCCCAGCAGCACUGAUAGCUUACAGCAAAAUCACAUGAAAGCACGAAAUGGACCUUGAGCCACAGGCUUCCUCUUCUUGCCUUUCCCUGAAUAAAGUUUAGCAACCAGCAAUUCUAAGAAAUGGACCUUUCUAGCAUUGGUGGUUGGUUACCUCAUGGAUCAAGAAUUAAAGAAUUUAAGAUUUAGGGAUCUAAAUUUAAGUUUUUGGAACAAAAUGAUUCUCAAGGGACAAAAUGAUUACUGCUAGGAUCAUCCUGUAGCUGAGAAGGACUAAAAGCAGCAGUGUCUGUCUUUGCCAGGAGAGCUGGACCUUAUGAGUUAGCCAGAUGGUGCAAGUCUAAAUGAAUGCAAAAUACCAACCCAGCUGUCUUAGAGAUGGUCUUUAUUUUGGGGGGAGGAGUAUAAUGAGGCUAUUUAAGAUUAAUUAUUAUUUCUAUAUCUGUUGAUACUAAGUUAUUUGUGUUUUAUGCAUUUUUCUGGUGGAGGAAAUAAACCACUAACUUGAUACUCA
This is a messenger RNA of Dromiciops gliroides (monito del monte), 5169 nucleotides long. It is a transcript of the gene NELL2, whose product is annotated as neural EGFL like 2. The transcript has 21 exons. Gene Ontology annotation, molecular function: calcium ion binding; protein binding. The coding region runs from base 1091 to 3541 and encodes 816 amino acids. The record is from RefSeq and is a predicted model, not a curated record. Lineage: Eukaryota; Metazoa; Chordata; Mammalia; Microbiotheria; Microbiotheriidae.